GGGCAAUUUUGUCGACAGAGUAGUAGUGUGCAAUUUCUAGGGGCUGAAUGGCCGGAGUUACAGGAGUCAUUGGGAAGAAGGAAGAGGGGUUGUGCUGGGGGUAGAAGGAGGUGGUGAGAGGGGGUUUUGGAGUGGUAAGGGGAGAAUGGAAGGAAGGAGAGGAGAUAUGGGGUUUUGGACAGUUUUUGAGGGUUUAGAGGCAGAUUUUGGGGUGGAGAGUUGGAGAGAGGGAGAGAGGGAGAAGUGCUUUUUUAAGGUUGUGGGGAGUAGGAUGGAGGGUUUAGAAUGUGACCGAAGGAUGGGUAGUGUUGGGAAAAUCUUUUUAUGAUUAGUUUCCAAUAAGUCAAUUUUUAAAGCUGAUUCGUCUUAGUCAUAUCUUCUAGAAUGAAAAAAUAACUAGACUAUCCCAAAUAUAAUGAUUUCUCUUUGUUUUAAACUAUCACAAGCCAGCCUCUUGAUUUGCAUCA
Molecule: messenger RNA, 467 nt
Organism: Moneuplotes crassus
Lineage: Eukaryota; Ciliophora; Spirotrichea; Euplotida; Euplotidae
Source: the annotation of a GenBank genome assembly